Molecule: messenger RNA, 1476 nt
Organism: Macrosiphum euphorbiae (potato aphid)
Lineage: Eukaryota; Metazoa; Arthropoda; Insecta; Hemiptera; Aphididae
Source: the annotation of a GenBank genome assembly
AUGGACAAAAUAAUUGAAACUAGUGAUGAUGGAAAUUAUCAUAAUCAUAAUGAAAAUAAUAGUAAUGACAAUGGCAAUAAUUUACAAGGUCUUGAAAACUCCAUACAUUCUUUAAACCAGUGGAUACUACCACCACCACCACUACAUAUCAGAAAUACUAGUACCAAUAAUAUUGCUAAAACCAACAUCCCUAAAUCAAAUCAAUGUAAAAACAAAAAUUAUGCAGAAAAAAUCAUUGAACUUCACAGAAAAUUAAUUUUUUUGAACGAAAAUGAAUCAUCCUCAAAUAUAUCAACUGAAGAAAUUGAAGGUACUACAGAUAUGCAACUUUUAACUUCUGAUGAGGGUUCUUUAUCACAUCAAGGAAAAAACAAUGAACCAUAUGUACUAGUUGAAUCAAGAAGUGGAAAAGGUGAUUUCGUACUAGUUGAACAAAGAAAUGACCCAUGGAAUUUCGUACUAGUUAAACAAAGAACUGAACCAUCUGAAUCAUUACUAGUUGAACCAAAAACUGAACCAUCUGAAUCAUUACUAGUUGAACCGAAAACUGAACCAUCAAGUGUUUUACCAGAUACUGGAUUCCAUAUUUUAUUCUCAACUAAUGAAACAGUUGACAUUACCACUAAAGAAGACAAUACACAAAAAACAAAACCAAUCAUAAGACAAAAGAAAACUUCCAAGCCCAAAAAGGCUGUGGCUUCUAGGUCGGACACGUCAUUUACAAAGUCCAGGCCCAAGAGAGCAUGUGCUAUUGACAGAACUACUGAGGACAAAAAAACUGGUGUAUGUAAACUAGGAAAACAAAAAGAUGGCAGUUGGAAAUUACCAAUUAAAAGUAUUUCAUUACCAAUGUUUCAAUGUCCAAUUUGUAAUGAGUAUUUGGUAAGUCCAGAGUCACGCAAAACACAUGAAGUUAGAGAGCAUUCCAAGCUGCUUGAGUGGUUAAAUAAUAAACCUGUGGAUGUUGAUUCUACCCCCAAAAAUGAGGCUUGUACUGAAGAACAGUUGACACUAUUUAAUUAUUUGCAACUUUGCGAAACAUCAAAGUAUAAAACAACAGCAGUCCAUGAAUUGGCCAAAAGAACAAAUUUUUUGAAAGCAGUGAAUUCUAAAGGAUUUCAGAAUAUGGGAGACGAGAUUCGAGGACCUACGAUUAUUGGCUCCUUUAAGUGUAAUUAUUGCCCAUAUGAAACUAAUCUUAUAUUUGCUAUAUGGACUCACCAGUACUCCAACCAUCUACAUCUAAAAUAUGAGUCUGAAAAGAAGCCAUUUUCAUAUUGCUUUUUGUGCAAGCGCACAUUAAAUAGACGUAUACAAGUGCUCAGACAUUUAGACGCCUGUAUAGAUAAGCACAGCAAACUACCAAUUAUCAAUAAUCCUCCACCUAAACAAUGUCAUAAGUGUAUGUUUUGCGAUGAAAGUUUUGAUUCAUUGACAGAAUUUGAAAAACAUAUAUGGGGACAUGCAAAAAAGUAA